CUGUUUAAUCUUUACCAGUGGACAUUUAUUUAAUACUAGGAAGCAAAUGAAUAAGAGGGAAGAAGCACUGUGAAAGAAAAGUCCAGCACAAACCAUUCAGGACAAUGAAGUCUGCAUUGUAUUUGUGUUUGUUGCUUCUUGGACUUCAAGUCCAGGGUCGACAGCAGGAACAAAUACAUCACUCUCCAGAAGACCAGUCCCAGGCUGAUAUUGAAAAUUUGCCUUAUGUCAAGCUAGCCCCCAGCAAUGCUGACUUUGCAUUUAAGCUUUACAAGCAGAUCAGAGAUGAGGUGGGCAACAGGAACAUUUUCUUCUCUCCUUUGAGUAUCUCCACGGCCUUUGCAAUGCUCACCCUGGGGGCCAGAUCAAACACACUCAGACAGCUGCACAAAGGCCUUGCCUUCAACCUGACACAGAUAGAGGAGAAGGAGAUUCAUGAGGGAUUUCAGCAUAUCCUCCAGCUGCUGAAUGACCCUCACCGAGAAGCCCAACUGAACAUGGGCAAUGCCCUCUUUGUAGAUAAACAAGUGGAAUUGCUUCAAAACUUUUUGGAUGGCGUCACAAAUUUUUAUUACACUGAAGCUGUUUCUAGCAACUUCAAAAAUGCUCCUGAGGCUGUAAAGGAAAUCAAUAAGUAUGUGGAAACAAAAACACAUGGCAAAAUUGUUGAUUUAGUCAAGAGUCUUGAACCAGAAACUGCGAUGGUGCUCAUUAACUACAUUUUCUUUAAAGGCUCCUGGGAAAGACCUUUCAACAGUUUAAUCACAAGAGAUGAUGACUUCUUUUUGGAUGCAAAGAAUUCUGUUAAAGUCCAAAUGAUGCAUCAGAACAAGCACUUCAAUGUCCACAGGGAUGAGAAGUUGUCUUGCUGGGUAGUAGAAAUCCCAUACAAAGGAAAUGUUACUUCAUUUUUUGUUCUGCCUGAUGAAGGGACAAUGAAACAGGUGGAAGAUGCUCUGCUAAAAGAAACAGUGGCUGACUGGUUGAGAUCGUUUAAAAAAAGAGAGAUCUACUUGGACCUUCCAAGAUUCUCUGUCUCUGGCUUCUAUGAUCUCAAGAGCCUGUUUGAGAAAAUGAAUGUGACAGAGGUGUUCAGUGAUCAGGCUGAUCUCUCUGGAGUGGCAAAAAAUCUUCUUCUGAAGGUUUCCAAAGCAAUUCACAAGGCCACGGUGGAUGUUAGAGAGAAUGGCACAGAGGCUGCUGCAGUGACUGCGUUAGAAGCAAAACCAGCGAGCCUACCAAUUCCUCCCCCUCCUCACAUCACCUUCAACAGGGCCUUCCUGAUGAUGAUUAUUGACAAAACCACUGAUGGCCUGCUCUUCCUGGGGAAAAUUGUGAAUCCAGCUGCUAAGGAAGACUAGGCCAGAGCAUUCAUACUCUCCAGUGCAGAGAAGAGCUUGUGCACAUCCCAGGAAAUCCUUUUCAAAGUAGGACUAGAACUGAUCUGAUGUAUAAUCAGCAAAUAAAUAAAUAAAUCUUCUGUCAAGUUCUUUACUUCAAAAC
Messenger RNA from Sturnus vulgaris (Common starling), 1503 nucleotides. RefSeq names its product alpha-1-antitrypsin-like. Lineage: Eukaryota; Metazoa; Chordata; Aves; Passeriformes; Sturnidae. Gene Ontology annotation, molecular function: serine-type endopeptidase inhibitor activity. The record is from RefSeq and is a predicted model, not a curated record.